This is a messenger RNA of Oncorhynchus tshawytscha (Chinook salmon), 459 nucleotides long. Its product is annotated as C-type natriuretic peptide 3. Bases 1 to 459 code for a protein of 152 amino acids. Lineage: Eukaryota; Metazoa; Chordata; Actinopteri; Salmoniformes; Salmonidae. The transcript has 3 exons. Gene Ontology annotation, molecular function: hormone activity; hormone receptor binding. Gene Ontology annotation, cellular component: extracellular region. The record is from RefSeq and is a predicted model, not a curated record.
AUGCAGGCACCUGUUCCCAAUGCUGUGUGUGUGUCAGCGUCAGCUCAGAGGAUCCACGCCAGCUCAGCCACCUACCUGGCCCUGAUGAAGGACUGUGUCUACGAGCUCCAUCUGAGAGGAGAGACCGAGGUGAAGAGCUUGAAACAGCUUCUGGAGGAGGAGAGUCGUUUACCAUAUUACGCGUCGGAGGAGAUGGGGGUGGAUGGAAAAGACUUGAAUACAGAGAACAUCGCGGAAGAGGUGCCUCCUUGGGACUCCGAAGACGCAAGGAAUUCUGCGCUGACGGGAAAGGAGGACGUAAUUGCGCGUCUUCUCAAUGACAUUAUGACGACCCCCAAGCGCUCGUGGAGCCGGUUCAAGAAGGGUGGACUGAGAAGCUGCUUCGGCGUCAGGCUAGAGCGAAUUGGGUCAUUCAGGUUUGGGCUGUUGAUCAGAGCACAAGAAACGACCCUUACUUGA